Messenger RNA from Bathycoccus prasinos, 1410 nucleotides. RefSeq lists its product with no specific name. The transcript has a single exon. The record is from RefSeq and is a predicted model, not a curated record. Gene Ontology annotation, molecular function: S-adenosylmethionine-dependent methyltransferase activity. Lineage: Eukaryota; Viridiplantae; Chlorophyta; Mamiellophyceae; Mamiellales; Bathycoccaceae. Bases 1 to 1410 code for a protein of 469 amino acids.
AUGAACGAGGACCCCGAAACGAUGGAACGCAUCGCGGUGAACAAAGUCACCAACGCGUUGAGAAACUACCGAACGAGUUGCGAACGAGAAAUCCAAAGACGGAAACGGAACCUGUUGAAAGCGACGGUACGAAGAAGAAGACAAAGAGACGAGGAGGAAUCAACAGGUAAAGGAGAAGGAAAGAGAACGACAAAGUUGUUCGAUGGAAGAGAAGGAGAAGAGAAGGUGCUCGAGGAGGAGGACGUGAUUCAGAGUAAGAGUGAUGAUGACCAACACGAGAUGGUGAAGCGCCUCCUCCAAGAGGUGUACGAGAAAGGCGAACGGAAAAGUCGAGAGGCGGUGGAAAAGAAUCAGCACUUUUUUGACUGCUUAUUGGAGACGUUUUCAUCGAACGAUGCAGAGGGAGAAGAUGCAUCUCAUUUACCGGCGCAUUUACGAGUGACGCGAGAUUUCGAGACGGUUCCGGAGCGCGAGCGGCCGCCGCUUGUGCCCGGUUUCGAGGACGCCGAGAAGGCGAGGUACGUGUUGAAAAAUUUAGCGAGAGAUUGGUCCGAGGAAGGGAGAGAAGAGAGGGAGAAAAGCCACGACGUGUUGGUGAGACAUUUGCGGGACGUGGUUUUUAAAGAGCAGUUAUCGGAGAUUGAUUUGAUGUGCGAACGAAUGAACCCGGAGGAUAUCGCGCGACCUCGCGUUCUCGUUCCCGGCGCCGGAUUGGGAAGGCUGGUGUAUGAAUUCGCCAAAGCAGGAUUUGAAACCGAAGGGAACGAGUUUUCCUAUUACAUGCUGUUCGGUUCUUCUUUUCUCUUAAAUUGUUGCUCAGAAAAGCGACCGUUUGAAAUCGUUCCGUAUUGGCACUCGCCUUUAAACCACCUCUCUCAGAAGGACCAGUAUCGAUCGAUCGUCGUCCCGGACGAAAGCCCGUGCGACCACAUGGACGCGUUCAAACCUGGAAGCUCCAUGGCCAUGUGCGCCGGAGAUUUCUGCGAAGUCUACGGAAGCCCGGAGUACGAAUCCCACUUCGACGCCGUGGCGUGUUGCUUCUUCCUGGAUACCGCCAAAAAUAUCUUCGACUACUUGGAAACCAUCCGGUUUUGCUUGAAAAAAGGAGGCACGCUCACCUCCAUCGGGCCUUUACUUUGGCACUGGGUAGAACACAGCGAUAAUAACUUCGGUCGUCGUCUCGGCACUUCCGAAAAUUACGACGUAAACGACGUAAACGACGACGAACAAGAAGAAGACCUCUCCGUCGAAGUCUCCUUGGAAGACCUCGUCGCUUUCUGCCGCGCGCUCGGCUUCCGACUCGACCAAAAAUCACACCCGCUUUCUUGCCCGUACGCCACCGAUCGAUUGAGCAUGCACCGAACCGUCUACGAUUGCGCGUUUUUAAGCUUCACCUUGGUCGAUACAUAA